Patella vulgata (common limpet) is the source of this 2424-nucleotide messenger RNA. RefSeq lists its product as uncharacterized. The record is from RefSeq and is a predicted model, not a curated record. The transcript has 13 exons. The coding region runs from base 261 to 1928 and encodes 555 amino acids. Lineage: Eukaryota; Metazoa; Mollusca; Gastropoda; Patellidae.
UAUAUAUUUACCUGUGCUAAUGAGCGUUCAUAGUUAUGGCUGACAAUGUUUUGGUAAUCGCUAUGGUGAUGACGUCAGCAAAUGGAUUAGUGAAGACACAACAGCAAAUGCGAGAUAAUUUUAUGGAUAGACCAUAAUUAAUAGUGGUAAUUCGUUGACAGAUAUAUAUAUAUAUACAUAUAGAUACAGUAAAACUAUUCUAAUAAUUGUACAAUAUAAACGGUGCGGACCGUGUGUUUCAAGAGAGAUAGCAGAUUGGUAUGGGUGUCUGUGCUUCUCAACAAAGCACUGCUACGUCACCAAAGUAUGGCCAGGCGUACCCCAAAGCAACCUAUCCACAGCAGCAGACACAACCACAGCACCCACCACAACCACAGCCACAGCCGCAACCACAGCACCAACAGCAUACCACUCAUAAUCAAUCACAGGUUAACCAAAGAACACAGCCAACAGCACCGCCAUUAGAAGAAAGAACACCACCUGAAGGCCAAAACGCACAAAGUCGACCACAACAAGAUCCAAAUAUGGAGAAACAUUCACCGGAAGCAACGUUAAAUAUGUUGAAGAGAUAUAUAGAAUUAGAAGGCACCAUACGACCAUUAGAAAGUAAAAAUGUUAUUGGUACGUUUGCUAUUAAGAAAGAAGGUGUGUCUGAUAUUGACAAAUCAUUAACACAAAUUGAAGGACAUUAUAAAGCUGCCUGUGAUAAAGUUGCCAAAGAAAAGGCUGAUGUGGAUAAUAUGCAAGCACCAAGUACUAAAGCUUUCUUCAAGGACCAGACCUCCUUUGAUGCCAAACUGUCAAAAGAACAGGAAGAAUAUCUAGAGGCUGUCAAUGAACAAGAAGUUGUCAAGAAUCAACUUGAUUCAAUGAAAUCUCAGAAGGCAGCAAUUCAAAAGGAAAUUGACAGCUUGUCUAAAGAAGUGGAUGAGCUGAAUAAAUACUACGAAGAACAAGACGAUUUAUUGGAUAAAAUAUUUAGUGGCGAAUACGGCAGUGACUUGGAGAAUAAACUCGAAGUGGAGGUGGAUCAGCUUCGAAACAGAAAGGAACGCGUUGCAGUAGCCAAGUAUAAAUGGGACAACAGUAAAGUCUUAUUACAACACGCCUGUACUCAGUUAGCUUUCACUGUUCGAAGAUGGCUGGAAAUCCCAAAAGUGCAAGCAAACAACGUACAGGCGAAAUACCACAUGGCUACCGAAUGCAGAAAUAAUGUUAUUGCUGCUAGUCAGAAUAUCAGUAGUGCUCAUAGAUACCUUCAAAACAUCAAGUUUCCUUAUUGUGAACAAUCUGAAUUAGACACUUUAAACAAGGCUUGCAAUAAUAUUUAUAUCGACAUGCAAUCUACAGAUAGGCACCAGCAUGCAUUUCAGUGUUACAGUGUAACACAUAAACGUGCCGCGGCUUUAUUACAAUGGUUUAAUAAUGUUAUUGAAGGAACGAUAAAUAAAGAUCUAAAACAAGUACAAGAAUCUUAUAGUACAAAAGCUAGUGCGCUUCGACAAGAACGAUUGAGAUUAAUAAAAGAAAAAAUGGGUGGUAAUGUCAGUGAUUUGGGUAUAACUGACGGAGAUCUGGAUAAAGUUUUUGGUCAACGAGAUGAUACAAAACAAGCAGGUUUUAAAGCUGACGAAACGGCUUUUGCAAAACCAGAAGAGGUUAAAGGUGAUGAUGGACAGCCCCCUAGUCUGUCAACCGAAGAGAGUGGCUCAACUGGUGCACCAACACCUCUUCCCCUGGAUGAACUGGCUCCAGCGCCAUCUACUGAUGAACUCUUUGGAAACAUUGAACAGUUGAAGAAACAACACGAACAAGAAUUGAAAGAAUUUGAGAAAGCUCAAGAAAUAAACAAAGCAAGAAUGGAACAGGGCCUGCAAGAAAAAUUACGACAGCGUAGAAAUCGCAGACAGCGAACAGAAGAAAAUUAGGUUAUCCAUACUUUCAAUAUAAUAUAAUCACUGCAUUGACGUCUAUUUGGUUCAUCAAACUAAAUUUUUUCAUAGUUGACUUUCGAAUAAUAAUAUAUUGUUGCAUUUCUUCUUUUCAAAAUAGUUAUAAAAUCAAAGUGAACUCUGUAAUAUUGUUCUGACAUUUGAUUAAGUAAAUCGUAUUUGUCCAUUUAGUUAUCGGUAAAAAAAUGUGUCCCUAUACAUUACAGGGGAUGGAAUUCCGUUAGAAAAGGGUAUUUAAUAUUAAUUAAUUGGUUUCAUUCUAUGUCCGUUGCGUUUACUUUACACACGUAUUAUUAUUAUAGACUGUGUUAUUUGUUUGUUUGUAUUUAUUAUUUUUAUAUAGUGACACGAUAAUCAAAUCCGUCCCAAGCUUAACUGCAACACUGUGAUAACAUUUUAAUGCAUUCAUAUUAUAAGAUGUAUCAAAGCAUGGCACGUUCAUGGAUGUUAUUAAACUUGAAUGAUGCUAGAA